CCGGCAGCUGGUGGUCCCGCUCACCACGGUGUCCCAUGCAUAUUUAAUGCUUCCCGAGCGCGUAUCGUGGUGGUGCGUCCGUCUCUCCGGUACCUGCUCACUUGUUACGGUCUUGAGCUUCGGUAUCGGUGUCGCAAUUUCGUUUCGGAUACGCGGGGGGUGAACGGGGUCGUCGUCGUUAUCGGGGCCGAGUUUCCGUUCGGAGUUCCCGGACAUGGUGUUAAAAGCACUCGUCAUUUCCGGGGGUUAAAUACGCGGAAGAAUCGUGUUGAUAUACCUACCAUCGAGAAACUAUGACAGUGGCUAAAAACGGAGGGUAAUAAUAGGCGGAGAGUGACGUAGCAGAGCUAAGGAACAGGCGAUGCGGCGGCUGGCAGACGCGGCGGCCCUCGGCAAGGGCCCCGGCCGCCAGGUCAGCGCCACUUGAACGAGGCACGAAGAGGACCAAUGAGCAGGGCGCGGGAUGGGCUCGUCCUGGCUCGCGGCCCUGCUGCUCACGGUAACGGUGUCCACGUUGUCCGGAGCUAACCCGACCUCGGCAUCGACGUCCCCAUCUGAUCCCGAAGGAUCCUAUCUCGAGAAGGCCAGCAUAGAGGAGGCCCUGACGGUGAUCGAGGCUGCGUCCACCGGAUCCCUCGGGGAAGCUUGCGCCACCGGUUCCGGCUACAAGUCCCUCCUCGCCGCCCUGGAUCCUCGCCGGUACGACACGGCUCGUCAAAAGGCCGACAUGGCUGCCAUGAUGCUCCAAGACCUGGGUGUCGCUCGCCACAACACUCUCCUGGACGCCGUCGCACGGUCGCUUCUCGCCUCCGUCGACGACGCCGUCGCCACCAAAGUCGUUGCGUUGAACGCAUCGACAGGGGUCAUCGUUGGGUCCACGUGGUGGGAACGGGCCCCCGGGGGUAUGGGUGAGCCCCUUCGCUCCCGGGAUGAGAACCACGCUCUCCAGUCUGGUUCCCGACCGGAUCCGAAGCUUCCCUGGUUCGAGGACGCCGACACGAGUCCUGGGCUCAGGUCGCCGAAGUUCAUGCAGUCACCAGCGAUUGAAUCCUACAGGGGAUGGUGGACCCUUCCGUACUUCUCAUGCAAGGAACACCGCUGGCUCAUCUCCUACAGCGUCAGCGUCCCUCCUCCGAAUCGCCAUGGGAUCCGGGAUUUCCUCAGCAUGGACGUCGACGUGAGUGACCUGGAGGUGAACCAGUGUGACCUGGAGCAGACGACGCACGAAGAAGCAUCCUCUGAAAAUCAAAUUGCGUCUUUUCGGGGGACCCACAAGUGCCAUUCGACGACACAGUGCGAGUAUCAGAGUCCUGCAAGCAGAGUUAAUGGAAAGACGGUUGGUGCCGGGUGGAUGAAGGGUGCCUACGUCUGCAGAUGUCGUCCAGGGUUUUAUACAGCCGGGCAUCAUCAGUCUGGGUUUAAUGGGACUCUCGUGGAGGCUGCGUGGAAAGAGAUGAAAGAGAACAAGACCGACCUCUACGAGCGGGUUUUCCGGUGCUUGGCCUGUGCACCAGGAUGCAGUUCGUGCAAAGGCCCGGAACCUUGUCUGGCCACCUAUAAUUGGCCUUUUAGGAUCGCUCUGCUCACCGUGUCGGUCUCCUGUGCCUUUGGAACCGUCGUUCUGGUCGGUUAUAUGUACCAGCAUCGGAAACUCAAGGUUUUUAAGGUCGCCUCGCCAAUUUUCCUCUCCAUCACGCUGCUCGGCUGCGCCAUAAUGUAUUUAGAGAUGGCUGCAAUUUUUCCCGUCUUGGAUAUCUAUUCUUGUAUCGCGACUAAGUGGAGCAGGCAUCUUGGCUUUUGCAUCACGUACACGGCGCUUCUAAUGAAGACGUGGAGAGUGUCUCUGACCUACCGAGUAAAAAGUGCACACAAGGUAAAACUCACGGACAAGCAGCUCCUCCAAUGGAUGGUUCCGAUCCUCCUGGUGAUGCUGAUCUAUUUGGGAACCUGGACUCUGAGUGCGCCACCGAUUGCCGAAGUGAUCGCCGACAGCCACGGUCUCCUCUUUAAUCAAUGCUCUUUCAACUGGUGGGACCACAGCAUGGCUAUCGGUGAGGUAAUCUUCUUGGCUUGGGGUAUCAAGGUCUGCUACAACGUCCGGAAUGCCGAGAGCCUCUUCAACGAGGCGCGUCUCAUCAGCUAUGCGAUAUACAACAUCGCGGUAGUCAACACUGCCAUGGUCGCCAUUCACCUGUUCAUAUUUCCGCAAGCGGGACCGGACAUAAAGUACCUUUUGGGAUUCGCGCGUACUCAACUUUCGACUUCGGUGACGGUGUUCCUGGUCUUUGGCCCGAAGGUCCUCCGAGUACUUCGCGGUCAAGGAGACCAGUGGGACAGUAGAGCCAGAGGAAGAGCGGGAGUCAGCGCCAGUUUCUCGUUAAACGGCAUCGGCCUGGUCCCAGAGGAAGCGGCGGACCUCACCCAGGAGAACGAGGAGCUCAAGGAAGAAAUCCAGAAAUUGGCGGCCCAAAUUGAGUUCAUGAAGAUCGUCCACAUGGAGAUGCACAACAGGCACAUCAAGCCCAAGGCUGGGGGAUACUUCAGCACGCCAGGUCACGGUCAUCCCUCGUCGGCGCAGAGUCCAAUCGCCAAAAGUUCGACAGCCAGUUUUAUCCUGAAGGCUCAACAUUUUUGCCAAAGCGCGGUCGAGCGCGGGGCGACAGCAGCGGCCGCUGCGGCUGUCGAGGACUCCACCUUUCCCUCGGGGAGUCUGCACAGGGCUCGUCGUCGGGAGAUGCGGAAGGAGCGGGAACGCGAGAGGGAACGGGAGAACGAGCGGGAACGCGAGAGGGUCGAGAGAGCGGAGAGAGCCGAGAGGGCAGAGAGGGCUAAGAGGGCCGAGAAGGAGGCUCAGGAUCAGGCGCAGAAGAGCGCGGAACGCGUCUGACUAGUGGUAAAUAGUGAGGAGAUAUGGUUGUGACAAAGACGGUCAAUAAAGUUGCAACACGCAGUGUCUGGAAAAAUCCGGGAACGAAAAACUAGCUCAAAGCGUCAUUGCUCGAAAAAAUGGCGUCUCCCUCGAUUCGACGCCAGGAUUCCUGUCUUCGUCUGAUUGUGAGUCGUCGGCAACCGAAAGUAUGGCCGGAAUCACUGUCCUUGUAACUGUGUCGAUUAACAUGCGCUGCAAGCUGUAUGGCAUGCCUGAAAAAUUGCGAAUAUUGCUUCUCGCAGCUUGAAACUGCGGGGCUUGAUAUACGCCUACAUGUACAACUAUACAUAGGUACGUAUGGAAUACGCGACUUGGGUGCAAACGUUUGCCAAACCCGUAUGUACCUGUAUGUCCGAAUACUUGCCCUAUACCCAUAAUAAUAUACUAUAUGCGCGUUUUUAAAACCGUUUACAAAUUUUUUACACCACGAUAUACCCGCCACGGAGACGAUUAGAAUUUUGAGCGUAGUGAAAAUGGUCAAGUUAGUGUACCUUCUGCUCACGAUCAUAGCUUCUUACUAUUUGCUUACAUAUACGUUUGAGAAAUAAAUAUUAUAUUGUUCUACCGUAUGCCGUAUGCAUGGAUAUAGAUUGGACGUUGAACGUUCGUAUUGUUUUAGACGCGAAUUAUGAUCGUGGCUAUCGGCAAGGUGUCGAUCCACUUUAUUAUACAAAAUACUAUCGGUGAAUUUAUAGUAUUAUACCAAAGUAACUAUAUAUAU
Messenger RNA from Diprion similis, 3650 nucleotides. RefSeq names its product probable G-protein coupled receptor CG31760. Bases 464 to 2887 code for a protein of 807 amino acids. NCBI's taxonomy places the organism in Eukaryota, Metazoa, Arthropoda, Insecta, Hymenoptera, Diprionidae. Gene Ontology annotation, cellular component: membrane. Gene Ontology annotation, molecular function: G protein-coupled receptor activity. The record is from RefSeq and is a predicted model, not a curated record. Gene Ontology annotation, biological process: G protein-coupled receptor signaling pathway. The transcript has 18 exons.